AACCUAACUGGGAGUGUGGGCCCCUCCCCAAUGCAUGUUUGCGCCUCUGGAAGACGGCUCCUUCAUGUGGAAGGAUUUUCUACCCUGAAUGUGUUCCUUUUGCAGUCAGAGAGGAAAGAAAAGAUAACUAAAAUUCCAGAGCAUUACAAAAGAGGAAGUGAGGGGCGCACUACACGCCUUCCCAGGAGCUGGAGCUGAGAGGGGCAGGGCUGAGGGUACGGCUUCUGCUAUAAGGGGCAGCCUGCAGCGAAGGGUACUUCUGCUCCUGCUUCCUCUGGGACCAUGCGACUUCCGCUGCUGUGUGUGCUGGUGGUGAUCGCUGGUGUGAUCCCAAUCCAGAGCGGGGUUCUGAACCUGAACAAGAUGGUCAGACAAGUGACCGGGAAGAUCCCCCUCAUCUCCUAUUGGUUCUACGGCUGUCACUGUGGACCUGGUGGCAAAGGCCAACCCAAGGAUGCCACAGACUGGUGCUGCAAGAACCAUGACUGCUGUUACUCCAAUUUGACCAGGUACAGAUGUCGUUUCAACACCGACCACUACAGAUUCAACUUCUCCCAGGGGACCAUCUACUGCACCGACAAGGGAAGCUGGUGUGAGCAGCAGCUGUGUGCCUGUGACAAGGAGAUAGCCCUGUGCCUGCAGCGCAACCUGAGCUCCUACAGCAAGCGCCUGCGGUACUACUGGCGGCCCCGCUGCCAGGGCCAGAAGCCGGAGUGCUAGGCGGAGUCCCCUGCAGCCCCGCCAUGUGUCUCCACCCCCUGGUCCCUUGCCUCUGCCAGCUUGUCUGGAAGCCCCACGGGAUUCCCAAGGCCUCCACCUAGCACUGAACCCCUGUAGAGCAGCCUGGCCCCUUUAGAACCGCACCUCUGUGAGUCUGAGCACAGGGGUGAAGCUGGCGGAAAAGACAGAUGCCCUCCUUUUAGGAUGUUCCCCACAAUAAACGAAGAGUGGCACUGAUCGACCAA
Echinops telfairi (small Madagascar hedgehog) is the source of this 965-nucleotide messenger RNA. Its product is annotated as group IID secretory phospholipase A2. Gene Ontology annotation, molecular function: calcium ion binding; phospholipid binding. The transcript is spliced from 5 exons. Bases 283 to 720 code for a protein of 145 amino acids. Gene Ontology annotation, biological process: lipid catabolic process; arachidonate secretion; phospholipid metabolic process. Lineage: Eukaryota; Metazoa; Chordata; Mammalia; Afrosoricida; Tenrecidae. The record is from RefSeq and is a predicted model, not a curated record.